GACCCCAACUGAAAAAAAUAGGCACCACUACCAACAGACAAACACACUGUUUUUCGCUUCCACAAGAAAGAGAGUCUUUUUUCAGAGAGAGAGAGAGAGAGAAAAAAAACCCAGUUUCUAGAGAGAGAAAUCGUGUGGCUCUGAGGAUUUGGGUUAGGGUUUUCUUUUCUUUUGGGUGGUGAUAAUAGGGAUUGGGUGUUUUUAGAGGGAGACAACAGUCAUGGAAGUGGUUUUUCCCGGAGGAAGGGGGGCAUUUUUUGGAGGAUUCAUUUUCGUUGCAAAUUUAGCCCGUUCAUGUUUGUUUCCCGGGCAAAAUAGCAUUUUGGAGGGUUGAUCUGUAUUGGGAAUUGGGUUCUGAAUGUUAUGCAAAGUGUUUCUCCCGCGAAAAAUAGCAUUUUUUAUUGCAAAUUUAACCGGGUUCUGUUUGUUUCCCUGGAAAGUGAUCUUCCCAGGGAAAAAGGCUUUUAUUUGAUUCCAAACUUGAUUUGGUGCUGUUCGCCUCCCUGGAAGUAAUUUUCCUGGGGAAAAAGACAUUUUUUGAGGAUUGAUUGUAAUUUAUUACAUAUUUAAUUGGCUUCAGUUUGUUUUCCUGGAGGGUUAUUUAGAUUGAUUGGAAUUUAUUGUGAAGCUUGAGGGGGGUUUAUCAUUUGUCUUUAUUUAGAUUUAGAUUUCCUCCCCACCAUCCUAUGAUUUGUAUUUUUCCUCAGUAAAAAUUUUCUCUUGGUGCCAAUCAGAUACAAACAAAACCCGAAUUAUAUGCAUUUAUGUCUUUCUGUGUACUAUAAAUACAUUUUUAUAAGCAUAUCUGUAACUCCUUUGCUGAAUUUUUGCAGGUUAUAGAGAUUUCUUCAACUGGGUCUGUUAAUAGCAAGCCUUGGCAAUUGAAUGGGCUGACUGGUUGAAUCAAAUCGGCUCAAAUUAGGAAACAAACAGAGAAGACUUUAUUUGGGUUCUGCUUAUCUAGUACAAUUUCUUUUGGAUUUUCAUGGCUAUGGCGGCUUUAAAUUAUCAGCUCAAUGGAUCUAAAUUAGGGACCGUCAAUGAUGCUUUAUAUAAGGAACUUUGGCAUGCCUGUGCUGGGCCUCUGGUUAAUGUACCUCGUGAACAGGAACGUGUUUAUUACUUUCCUCAAGGCCAUAUGGAACAGCUUGAAGCAUCGAUGCAUCAGGGGCUGGACCAGAAGAUGCCUUCAUUCAAUUUACCAUCUAAGAUCCUAUGCAAAGUAGUUAAUGUUCACCUUCGGGCUGAACCUGAAACUGAUGAAGUUUAUGCACAAGUUACAUUGUUGCCUGAACCAGAUCAAAGUGAGAUAACUUCUCCAGAUCCUCCACUUCCUGAACCUCAAAGUUGCACUGUCCAUUCAUUUUGUAAGACACUUACCGCUUCCGACACAAGCACUCAUGGGGGAUUCUCUGUUCUUCGGAGGCACGCAGAUGAAUGCUUGCCACCAUUGGAUAUGUCCCAGAAUCCACCAUGGCAAGAAUUGGUUGCUAAAGAUUUGCAUGGAAAUGAAUGGCAUUUUCGUCAUAUUUUUCGAGGUCAACCUAGACGUCAUCUGCUCACAACUGGAUGGAGUGUUUUUGUUAGUUCUAAGAGAUUAGCAGCUGGCGAUGCAUUUAUAUUCCUUAGAGGAGAAAAUGGAGAAUUGCGUGUUGGAGUUCGGAGGCUCAUGAGACAACUGAACAAUGUGCCACCAUCUGUAAUAUCAAGUCACAGCAUGCAUCUUGGAGUCCUUGCUACUGCAUCUCAUGCCAUCACUACUGGUACCCUAUUUUCCGUCUUCUACAAACCAAGGGCAAGUCCAUCCGAGUUUAUCGUUAGUGUCAACAAGUACCUUGAAGCUCGAAACCACAAGGUUUCUGUGGGUAUGAGAUUUAAGAUGAGAUUUGAAGGUGAUGAGGCUCCAGAAAGGAGGUUCAGUGGCACAAUAGUCGGUGUUGGAGAUACUGGAUCAUCAGGAUGGACAGAUUCUGAGUGGAGAUCCUUAAAGGUUCAAUGGGAUGAGCCUUCUUCCAUCUUGAGGCCAGAAAGGGUAUCGCCAUGGGAAUUGGAGCCACUUGUGACAGAAACUCCUUUGACAGCUCAACCAAUGCAAAGAAGCAAACGGCCACGAUCACCAGUUUUAUCUUCGCCAACCCCAGGCCUUUCAGCUUUUGCUGUGAAGACCAACUCUCAUAGCUUUACUGUUAACUACUCAAGUACUGCUGUUUCCAACAAUUCAGCAUAUUGGCCCCAACAAUCCGAGCCUGUGCCUGAAUUGUUUACCCCAGUUCCCAAUAAAGAAUAUGGAAAAAAGAAACCAGAAAAUGGCAAUGGCUAUAGGUUAUUUGGGAUUCAACUGGUUGACAAUUCCAACGUGGAAGAAACUUUGCCUGUCACGACCAUCUCUUCUGGUGCUGGCGAGGAUCAGCCAGUUGUCUGUUUGGAUGCUGACUCUGACCAUCAAUCUCAACGUUCAAAUAUUAAUCAAUCCAAAACUCCUACUGUUGGCAGCGAUCCUGAGAAGUCAUGCCUGGGAUCUUCUCUACUGCAAAGUCGGCAAAUACGAAGCUGCACUAAGGUUCACAUGCAAGGCAUGGCUGUUGGAAGGGCUGUGGAUUUGACACAGUUUAGCAGCUACAAAGAGCUUCUCAGCAAACUCGAAGAGAUGUUUGACAUCAAAGGUGAGCUCUGCGGACCCACCAAAAAAUGGCAGGUCGUCUACACUGAUGAUGAGGAUGAUAUGAUGAUGGUUGGAGAUGACCCUUGGCAUGAGUUCUGCAGUAUGGUAAGGAAGAUCUUCAUAUACACAGUGGAGGAAGUCAAGGAACUGUCUCCAAAGGCGAAACUUCCACUCAAGGGAGAAUUCAAACCAGGCAAGCCAGAUUCUAAGACGACGAUUGGCACUGAAGAUCACUCGUCCAUGGUGGGGUCUGGAUUUUGACGCCGCCCCUUCCACUUAAAACCUCUACUAUGGUGAAAUUUCAACGCAAGGGGCUGAAGGAAAAGACUAAAGAAGUCCAUAACCAAUCACUCACUACUUGAUUUUCUUUAAGCUAAUAGCAGAUAAGGCCAUAGCCCAUGCUGGGGGGUCAGCUGCAGAUUUUGGGGUUAAUAGUUGUUUAAUGAGAGCCCCAUUGGGACAUUGAAAAGUGGGUUUCACUAUGAAGGAAAAAAAGAAAAAUAAAGGCAGUGGUUAUGGAUGGUUGGUGGAGUUUGUUGGUUCUUGUUUGGACAUGGGGAAAACUGGCCACCUGGAAAAGAUAACGUGGCCCAGAGAUGCCCAGACAGAUGGAGACAACUGGCCGCCCACGCAUUACAGACAGGAUAAACACGCUCGAGGAAGGAAUCAAAAAUGGAGGUGACAUUUUCUCGGUCAUUUAUUUUAUAUAUAUAUUUGUCUACAAUAACACGAAAUGUCUUAGUCGAUACUCAAUAAUAUAUAUAUAUAGUUCUAUAGUCUACAGUCCUGACAUUGUAUAUAGACAUAGCCGCCCCCCGCCCCCUGUCCCCGUUCCGUUCCAUUGGUGUAUAGCGAAAAAUGUUGAAAAUGUUUUUGUUGAUUGUGGGGUUCCAUAUUCUUGCAUGUACUCAAAAACCCAGAACUUGAAUAGGUUGUGAGGUGGUUGUCUUGGCAUUUAUCAUAUUGACUGGUUCAAGAGCCUUGUCUGAA
Messenger RNA from Vitis vinifera (wine grape), 3652 nucleotides. RefSeq names its product auxin response factor 1. Gene Ontology annotation, biological process: regulation of DNA-templated transcription; response to hormone. Lineage: Eukaryota; Viridiplantae; Streptophyta; Magnoliopsida; Vitales; Vitaceae. Gene Ontology annotation, cellular component: nucleus. The record is from RefSeq and is a predicted model, not a curated record. Bases 986 to 2923 code for a protein of 645 amino acids. The transcript is spliced from 15 exons. Gene Ontology annotation, molecular function: DNA binding; protein binding.